AUGCAGGCGCUCCUCAUUUAUCUCAUCUUCAAAGUAGAUGAAGGCCAACCGGAGUACAAUAGCCUCGAUUCCCUGCUGGUUGCAGCUGUAGUUGCACUUGCUACACAACUUGGUGCUGUUGAUGCGCCCGACAACGACUUGAAUUCGACUUGGGAGGAAUGGAUCUUUGAGGAAUCGAGACGAAGACUGUGCGUAAUGUAUCAAGUCGUGGACAUGCUGGUCUAUUUCGAGCCAGCGGGCAUGUGCAAUGUGCGGAAGCAAACGGACCUCGUCAUCGCACCGUUGCCCGCCAAGAAGCGGCUCUGGGAGGCGGCGAACAUGUUGGCAUGGCAGGCCGAGAAUGAGAAAGAGGAGGUUGAGGCCCGAGCCUCCUUUGCUCUGGCUGGGAGCGGUGACCUCGUCAGGAUCGACCAGACCGAGCUGCAGUGCAUCAGUGACGUGGCACGGCUGGGUUACACGCCCCAAGAUUCUGGUGCUCCGGAACUGAUGUGGCGCACUGCAGACUGGGAUGACUGGUGCUCCGGAAUGGAUGAGUUUGGCGGCCUGGUUAUGCUUGCUGCGUCCUUGACAGAAUAG
Chaetomium globosum CBS 148.51 is the source of this 576-nucleotide messenger RNA. RefSeq lists its product as uncharacterized. The record is from RefSeq and is a predicted model, not a curated record. The transcript has 3 exons. NCBI's taxonomy places the organism in Eukaryota, Fungi, Ascomycota, Sordariomycetes, Sordariales, Chaetomiaceae. The coding region runs from base 1 to 576 and encodes 191 amino acids.